GUGUGUGUGAAGAGCAUAACUCUUAUCUUCUUCAUCACCAUUAACAUAAACUCCCAAGAACUCAAAAAUGCUGCAAACCAAAUCCUUCCUCUCAUCCAAUUACUUCUUCCCUCUCACUUUUCCUCCCAACCCCAUUACUUCUCUCACUCCAUUUCACAAUUUCCUUCAAAAAUCCAACUCCACGCGCCGUUCUGUAUCAGCCACUAAAUCACACGCGCCGUCGUCGUUGCUAGCUGAAGCCCCAGAUGAAACGGUUGUUUCCGGAGAUGAAACGAACAACGCGCCACCGGAGGAAGGACCCAUUGAGCUCCCUUCUUCAAUAACGAAUAUUUUUGCUACCUCUGAUGACCCUUCGCCGCUUCAAACCGCCACCAGUCUUCUCCUCACCGGAGCUAUAUCGGUUUUCCUCUUCCGCUCCCUCCGCCGCCGCGCUAAACGAGCCAAAGAACUGAAACUUAGGUCAACGGGAGCGAAGAAAACGUUGAAGGAGGAGGCAGUGGAGAGUUUGAAAGCUAUUACGCCAACGCCAAUUGAUGCCAAGACUCCACCUUCACCUGCUCAGGCACUCUUGGGAGGUUUAACAGCGGGUGUUAUUGCACUUCUCCUUUACAAGUUCACCACUACCAUCGAAGCUUCUCUGAACCGCCAAGCACUUUCAGAUAGUUUCUCGGUUCGCCAGAUAACAAUAACGAUUAGAACUAUAAUAAAUGGAAUAUGUUACCUUGCGACGUUUGUCUUUGGCAUCAACUCUAUCGGUUUGUUCCUUUAUUCUGGUCAGCUUGCCUUGAACUCUAUCAUGGGUGAUUCUGCUAGUGGAGAAACUAACAAUAAAGGUGAAGCACAGUUGAGUUCAAAGGAUUCAACACCAACACGUCCUGUAGAUAGCACUGAAGGUAACAAAGAUGAUGGCAAUAAAACUUCCGAGGAUACAAAAUAGUGAAAGAACGUGACUUAGAAAUGAACACCAGCCAGACAGCGAUAAUAGCAGAUAAUAGCCAGUUUAUGUGCAAGAUCCCUGUAGGUGCACGAGGCAGUUCGGAUCAGACUACAUUAAGGCCAGCAGUGCUAACUCAGAGGUGUUAAAUUGGUUAAGGCCCGAAGACCAUAUGUUCAAUCUUUGAUAGUGAAAUGUAACGCAACAAGUGAUGAUGUUCCUCUUUUGAGUGAAGUCGAAAUGAUUGAACCAGUACAUAUAUUCCUCAACCAGUUCAUGAAGUUACACAGUGCGACGUAUAAACACCAAACAGAAGUUGUAUGAGCCACUUGAAAUUUUGUUGAUUCCAACAUAAUAGAGAUAUUGAAGAGUAGAUAGUGAAGAUCAUAAUGAUCUUGUAUGUUGUCCAUUUGUACAUUCUUUUAGUUGCAAUGCUUGUGAAGUUCUCUUGUUAAGCAAUGAAAGUUUUCACCUCUGAACAA
Molecule: messenger RNA, 1416 nt
Organism: Solanum stenotomum
Lineage: Eukaryota; Viridiplantae; Streptophyta; Magnoliopsida; Solanales; Solanaceae
Exons: 5
Coding region: 68-937 (289 amino acids)
Cellular component (GO): chloroplast thylakoid membrane
Source: RefSeq, a predicted model, not a curated record